UUUGUUUUGUUUUGCUUUUUUUGGGAUGCUUUAUUUCCUCUCUCCUAGGCAUCAUUUUCAGAGGUUGUCCCAGUGGGAAUAAAAACACUUCAUGAUUUUCCCACAGACGCGUCAGUUCCCCUGAAUCGGUCCCGUUACGCAACCCGGUUCACCCCCCGUGGAAUUCAGAUCCAAGUGGGUUUGCCUCCGAAUCCCACCGACACUCAGGACGAGCUCUUCCGGUCUUUUAUUGCCGCUGUUGGGAUUACUGAGGCCGGUGUGUCCGUGGGAGUGGGAGGGUGGGGGGGUAGGACCAUAUUGGACGCUCGUCGGUCGAGGUUGGACUCCACGGACUGAACAUGUCGGGUCAGACGCUCACGGACCGCAUCGCCGCGGCGCAGUACAGCCUGACGGGUUCCGAGGUGCCCCGGGCGGUGUGUAAAGCCACCACGCAUGAGCAGACGGCCCCCAAGAAGAAGCACCUGGAAUACCUGAUCCAGGCCACACAGGAGACCAAUGUCAACGUCCCCCAGAUGGCGGACACGCUGAUGGAGAGGGCGGGAAACGCCAGCUGGGUGGUGGUUUUCAAAGCCCUGAUCACCACCCACCACCUCAUGGUGCACGGCAACGAGAGAUUCCUGCAGUUCCUGGCGUCUAGAAACACCCUGUUCAACCUCAGCAACUUCCUGGACAAAACCGGCUCUCACGGCUAUGACAUGUCGACGUUCAUCAGACGCUACAGCCGCUAUCUGAACGAGAAGGCCUUCGCUUACAGACAGAUGUCCUUCGACUUCGGCCGAGUCAAGAAAGGGUCUGAGGGGGCGAUGAGGACCAUGUCGGUAGAGAAGCUGUUGAAAGGAAUGCCCACCCUGCAGAGCCAGAUCGACGCGCUGUUGGAUUUUGAAGUGCAUCCACAGGAGCUGAACAACGGCGUGAUAAACGCCUGCUUCCUCCUUCUCUUCAAAGAUCUGAUUAAGUUAUACGCCUGCUACAACGACGGGAUCAUCAACCUGCUGGAGAAAUUCUUCCAAAUGAAGCGGAGUCAGUGUAAAGACGGGCUGGAGAUCUACAAGAGAUUCCUGACACGGAUGACCCGAGUAUCCGAGUUCUUCAAAAUAGCCGAGCAAGUGGGAAUUGACAAAAAUGACAUACCUGAACUGACUCAGGCCCCGGAGAGUCUUCUGGAGUCUCUGGAGACGCAUCUCAACACCCUAGAGGGCAAGAAGCCAGAGGAUAAGUCGCCCACUAAGCAGGAGGCGACGGCCAACAGCAGUUCACCGGCAGCAGCGGCAGCACCGGCCAAGCCCGCGCCCCCCGUCCCCGCCGCCCAUGGACCCCCUGCUCGCCCCGGGCCCCCUGCCAAACCCCCUCCGCCCUCUGUCACCCCCACCGCCCCAGCCCCCGCCCCUGCCGCCGCCAAUGCCCUGGAUGAUGGCUUCCUGUUGGAUCUAGACCCCAUGUCCUCCUCAUCAGCAGGGGGCGCUGCAGCUGCUUCCACAACGACCGGAUGGGGAGAUCUCCUGGCUGAAGCACCUCCAGCUGCUGCUGCUGCUGCUGCUGCUGACAGCGCCUCCGAGGCUCUGCUGGCUAAAGGAGACUCUGCUGCUGAGGCUAACGCUGCAGCCGCCACCGCCGCCCCUGCAGCUGCGGCGCCCACCGCUGCCACCGCCACUGUGCCCGCUGCGGCGCCCACCUCGCUGCCCGUCUCAGCUCCCAGCACCACCUCAGCCACAGACAUCGACCUUUUCGGAGAUGCCUUUGCACCCUCCCCAGGAGACGGUCCUGCUGCCGUGGCCGCCGGCCCCGCUGCUGAUGCGUUUGGUGGAUCUGACCCCUUUGCUACGACGGAGGGCAGCGCGGACAUUGCUCCGGAGCUGGACCUGUUCGCUAUGAGGCCUACCGCCACAGGGGCUGCCACUGCCACCGCCGCCGCCGCCACCACCCCUCCCGCCACCUCUAGUGAGGCGCCGACCAUCGCUGCCCCCAUCGCUGCCCCCGCUGCCCCCUCCCCUUCUUCCACCACCACCACCACCACCACUACCACCACCGACACCACCACCACAGAGUCCGCAGCCGCUCCGACUCUAGAUAUCUUUGGUGAUAUGUUUGAUUCUAUGCCUGAGCAAAGCCCUACCACUGAAUCCAAAGCUGCUACCACUCCUAGCGUAGACCUUUUUGGUGCAGACCUUCCUGCUGUUUCACGCGGCCCUUCUCCUUUGCCUGAACCGGCUCCGGUUGGAGACAUCGUGACCGACUCCUUUUCUUCUCCGGCUCCGGCCCCGACUCCAGCUCCGGCCCCGGCUCCGGCUCCAGCUGAAGCCCAGUCCCCCUCCCCUGAGGCCCCCAGCCCCCCCAAAGCAGAGCCAGCACCAGUCAUAGACCUGCUGGACUCCUUCAGCAGCCCUGUGGACGACGCCCAAAGCUCCGCCCCCGGAGGACCCGGAGACGACCUGCUGGGAGGCCUGAUGUCCCCCACCCUGGCCCCCACAGUGGCCCCGGUCCCUGCUCAGAACGACCUCCUGGAGUCCGGCUUCGAUGCUCUGGGGUCUCUUCCCUCCCCGACACCACCGGUUCCUGCUGCAGUUUCAGCCGUUCCUAUUGUUCCGGCCACAGCAACAGCAGAACCUGCAGCCGCCACCACCACAGCAGCAGCAGCGCCCUCUGGUGGCUUCGAUGCCUCAAUGUUUGAUGGAUUAGGCGACUUGCUGAUGCCCGCCGUGACGCCGCAGAGCACAGGAGGAAGCAUGGGAACCCCAGCGUCGGCGGGAGGCCUUCCAGCCGCCGCUCCGCCCGCCACCCCCCCGCCCACCAAAACCAUGGCAGGAGAUCUGGACUCGUCACUGGCCAACCUGGUCGGAGACCUUGGAGUCAAGAAAAAGGACCCGAUGAGUGAGAAGAAGCUGACCGGAGGUGCCAACUGGAUGCCCCAGGUGGCCCCGACCAGCUGGGCGACGCCAGGAGCCCCCAUGGCUGGAGCUGCUCCUGGAGCCCCCGGAGCGGCGCCCCCUGGUGGAGCCAUGGUGCCACCCAUGGGAGCACAGCCUGGUUUUGGGAUGCCUCCUGCAGGAGGAGCUCCCAUGAUGCAACCCAUGAUGGGGCAGCCGAUGAUGGGACAGCCCAUGAUGAGACCUCCCUUCACUGGGGUGGGUGGAGCUGCACCCGGAGCCGCUGCACCUGGAGCACCGCUUUCUCCAGGACCUGCAAGCCAGAGUCCCAAGAAGCCCAAGGACCCACUGGCAGAACUCGACCUCAAGGACUUCUUAUAACCCCCCAGCUGGUUUCAGGGCCCUUUCACCGUUUGCCUGGUGUCUGUCAACAUCUCCGGAUGCCAGCAGCCACCCCUUCGCCCUCCUGUUCAGCUACUUAACCUUCUAGAAGCCUCUUUUCUCCGCCCCUUUCGUCCAUGCCCCGCCCUCUUCCUGUGUGAUGUCGUAGCACAAACUGUGAAAGUGAACCAUAGCGGAUUAAAUAUAUAUAAAUAUAUAUGAGAAGAUUUAAAAAAAAAAAAAAAAAAAAAACUCAAGCGUGUGCUAAUGUAGAUGUACUAAUCUUUUUGUCUAAACAAAAUCACAUAAAACCUCCAAAAAAAUAAAAAGCUCCACAAAAAUACGUGAAGAGGAAGUGAAGGCAUAUGUGUUUAGGUUAAUUUCUAGUGUUGAGUUGAAUGAUGGAUGUGCUUUGUCGUCCUGAGCUCCACCCCCCUACCCCAACCCCAACCACCCCCUCUAUCUGCCCCCGCCUCUGUACAUAAAGGGGCGGAGCUCUUCUUCUUUGUCCCACUCUGAUUGGAUGGGAGUGGUGAACGAAGCCCCAGUAGAUUUUGGAGAAACUUGUCGUGUGCUGUUUACAGGAAGGUCCUCUUUUUCAUGUACAUAGAUUUCAAUCCAAUCCGAGGAUUUCGUCUCUAUUCUGUACGUCUGUUGAAGAGAAUAUAAAUGUGACUCUGACAUGAAAUUGUACGAAGUCGUGUGAGUAAAACCUUCUGUUUCCUGUCAUCGUUUGAAAGUAUUUGGAAACAAAUAUGAAUAUAUGAUUGAUAUACUGUAUAAACCCACCACAUCUAUGGGCUUCUAAAUCAUUUCCAGACCAGCAAGUGAUCCUUUUUGUUGCUUUUUUUUUUUUUUUUUUUUUUUUUUUUACUUGGUGGUUUAUUUUUUUGUAUGUAUUUUUCUUUCUUUUUUUGUCCCAUGUUAUGUAUAUGUUCUGUUUCUUCUACUGUAGAAUAGUCCCGCUGUUGAUAUUUGCUGACAUUGCUAUCAACGAACAUAUCUUACAACUAACUUCCAUAAAAAGUACUUCAGUAACUCAUCACAACUGAACAGAACCGUCCCUGAUAUAACUGUCCAAACGUCUGUACAAGUAUCUACCUGCAAUAUAGACAUUUACCAGCUGGAUAUGUCUACAUGAAUACUUCUCUGGUUUUUAUUAUCGUUGCUUGUGCUUUCAUUCUAACUAUGACCGGGUCAGUAUGGUAUUAUGUUUAUUAUGAAAAGAUGUUCCCUUUUCAUGCCAAAUUCAUGUUCAGACACAUCAAAUUGAAACUAGCGUCUAAAUUAAGUAGACAGAUGCAUGCUGGGAAAGCAAAAAGGUGUUUUUGGCACCCCCUGCUUUUACAAAUAAGAAAAGAACCAGCUGCUUUAAAACCAAAAUGGAAAUCAAAUCAGAGAGUGCAUGUGUCCGUUUAGCUUCGACCGUGCAGAAACAACAACCAAAAAAAAAUCAUAUUUGAUUUGUGUCUGAGCAUAACCUUCAUCUGAUCAUCGCUGACCUUUGACCCCAUCGUCACCGGCCGCAUGAGCGUGAUGUGCACAGCGUAAGAACUUCACGGGAGGCCUCUGUAAAUGUACUUAGCUAAAAGCAUUGUUACGUUCCCGCCGUGAAAUCAGUAUGUUGUUAGUGUCGACGCGACUUUUUGGACAGAUUUCCAACAUCUCCGUCCUGUGUCUAAAAAAAAAAAAACACUGAGUUAUGAAGCGUAAUUUGUGUGUUGACAUUUCAGUGGCUGGUUGUGAGAAUCCAACGUGAUUCAGAGAAAAUGGUAGGAUAUUAUGAACAUUUUACAAGAAUUAAAAUUGUAUUUUUCUUUAGUUGUAAAUUUAUUUUAAUUACAAUGGCCCUGUCCCCUGUGCAUGUAAGACCUUUGAGAUGCAAUAAAUCAAUGACGGAUUGAAA
Messenger RNA from Sphaeramia orbicularis (orbiculate cardinalfish), 5151 nucleotides. It is a transcript of the gene snap91a, whose product is annotated as synaptosome associated protein 91a. Gene Ontology annotation, molecular function: phosphatidylinositol-4,5-bisphosphate binding; 1-phosphatidylinositol binding; clathrin heavy chain binding. The record is from RefSeq and is a predicted model, not a curated record. Gene Ontology annotation, biological process: synaptic vesicle budding from presynaptic endocytic zone membrane; clathrin-dependent endocytosis; clathrin coat assembly. Bases 339 to 3245 code for a protein of 968 amino acids. The transcript is spliced from 29 exons. Gene Ontology annotation, cellular component: extrinsic component of presynaptic endocytic zone membrane; synaptic vesicle; clathrin-coated vesicle. NCBI's taxonomy places the organism in Eukaryota, Metazoa, Chordata, Actinopteri, Kurtiformes, Apogonidae.